Messenger RNA from Xenia sp. Carnegie-2017, 887 nucleotides. Its product is annotated as protein LTO1 homolog. Bases 137 to 538 code for a protein of 133 amino acids. NCBI's taxonomy places the organism in Eukaryota, Metazoa, Cnidaria, Anthozoa, Malacalcyonacea, Xeniidae. The transcript has 4 exons. The record is from RefSeq and is a predicted model, not a curated record.
CUGACAUUUUCAACCGAAUGGAUGGGGGAAGAACUAAAGAGGAAUUAACAAAAACCUAUCUUCUGUAGCUUCAAACGAAACAAAACAGAUCUUUUCGGCCACCGGGUAUGCUGUUUCAACAGAUGCGUACUAUCCGAUGAGUUCUCGUCAAGAUGACAUGUUUGAUCAAAUUGUUUUCCUCGAAGAAAAUAGCGAAAAGCUUGGUUAUCAUGAGGGGUAUAAAGAAGGCAAGUUGAGAGGGUGGAUGGAAGGUUAUGAAAGUGGUUUACAGCAAGGAAAGCUGGUUGGCAACGAGAUCGGAUUCUACGAAGGAUUCAUAGAAAUAUGGCAAGGUAUCUGCCAGAAAGACAAAAAUAAAAAGAUAAACAUGAAGCUGAAUGCAUUGUCUAAUCUUCUUAAACAAGACUGGAGUGACACAACCAGAGAUAUAAUGCCGGAGUUGCAUACUAUUAGGGCAAAGUUUAAACAGAUAUGUUCUAUGCUUCAUGUGAAUAUCGAACAUUCAGGAACAAAUGCUGUCGACAAAACAUCAUUUUGAAAACACAGAGUAAAACAAAAAAUAUAUGUUUAGUUGUUACAUCACUAGUCUAUAAAGUAAUGUAAUUCACAUCGGACGGGAUGUUUCAACUUUGGGGAUGCUGUUAAUGUCAAUAGUGAGGGAAGUCUGGGGUCUACCCCUUUGAAAAAUUACAAGCUUCUAUUGUUAGCUACUAUGAAUUUGUCAACUAGACUAUUUAAAACUUUUAACUCAGUUUCCUCCGUAGUAGCAAUGCCACUGCUGUAAAUUAAGUCCAACUUUGAAUAAAUUGUUCGGUAUAAUUUGUAAUAUAUAUCUAUAAGGUCAUGUGACCACAAUGUUCUUUACAAUAAACUAAACAAAUAUUGUA